GCCGGGGAAGGAGACGCUGCCCUUCCGCAGCGAUGGGAUCUUGGCUCUUUGCAAGGACCCUCUGGUAUGUGUGUUCCUGUCUUUUCGAAGCGUGGACGGUGCCUGGGACCCAGCCAGCAGCCAGUUGAAGACAUUUUCCUUGGAUGCUCUGAGACCCGAGGGUGCUGGUCCUGCCAUGGCGUUCCGGAGGACUGAGGGUGUGUCCAUGAUCCAGGCGCUGGCCAUGACAGUGGCUGAGAUCCCUGUGUUCUUAUACACAACCUUUGGGCAGUCUGCCUUCUCCCAGCUGCGGUUGACACCAGGCCUGCGGAAGGUCCUCUUUGCCACAGCCCUGGGCACAGUGGCCCUGGCCCUGGCCGCCCACCAGCUAAAGAGGCGACGGCGGAGGAAGAAGCAGGUCGGCCCCGAGAUGGGAGGUGCACAUCUGGGCACGGUGCCCCUGCCCAUCCUCAUGGCCAGGAAGGUCCCAUCGGUGAAGAAAGGCUACUCCAGCCGGAGGAUCCAGAGUCCCAGCAGCAAGAGCAACGACACGCUGAGUGGCAUCUCCUCUCUCGAGCCCAGCAAGCACUCGGGCUCAUCCCACAGCCUGGCUUCGACAGUAGCAGUGAACUCGUCCAGCCCCACGGCUGCCUGCUCAGGACCAUGGGACGCCAGAGGUAUGGAAGAGUCCGUGACCACCAGUGACGGCAACGCAGAGAGUCUGUACAUGCAAGGCAUGGAGCUGUUCGAGGAAGCUCUACAGAAGUGGGAGCAGGCGCUGAGCGUGGGGCAGAGAGGGGACAGUGGCAGCACCCCCACACCAGGGGAGAGCCUGCGGAACCCCGAGACUGCUUCGGAGGUGCUCUCUGAGCCGGAGCCCCAGCGAAGGGACUUUGCAGAGAAGCUGGAGUCCCUGCUGCACCGGGCUUACCACCUGCAGGAGGAGUUUGGGUCCACCUUCCCGGCCGACAGCAUGCUGCUGGACCUUGAGAGGACCCUCAUGCUGCCCCUGACCGAGGGCUCCUUGCAUCUACGGGCGGACGAUGAGGACAGCCUGAACUCUGAGGAUUCCUUCUUCUCCGCUACUGAGCUCUUUGAGUCCCUGCAGGUGGGAGAUGACCUGAUCCCACUCUCCAGGCCGGCUGCCGCUUACGAAGAGGCCCUACAGCUGGUGAAGGAGGGCAGGGUGCCGUGCCGGACCCUCAGGACUGAGCUGCUAGGCUGCUACAGUGACCAGGACUUUCUGGCCAAGCUGCAUUGUGUGCGGCAAGCCUUCGAGGGUCUUCUAGAAGACAAGAGCAACCAACUUUUCUUCGGGGAGGUUGGCCGGCAGAUGGUGACGGGCCUGAUGACCAAAGCCGAGAAGAGCCCCAAAGGCUUCCUGGAGAGUUACGAGGAGAUGAUGGCCUAUGCCCUACGGCCCGAGACCUGGGCUACCACGCGGCUGGAGCUGGAGGGCCGGGGGGUGGUGUGCAUGAGCUUCUUUGAUAUUGUGCUAGACUUCAUCCUCAUGGACGCCUUCGAGGACCUGGAGAACCCCCCAUCCUCGGUGCUCGCUGUCUUGAGGAACCGGUGGCUGUCAGACAGCUUCAAGGAGACGGCUCUGGCCACCGCUUGCUGGUCAGUCUUAAAAGCCAAGAGGAGACUGCUGAUGGUGCCCGACGGCUUCAUCUCUCAUUUCUACUCCGUAUCGGAGCACGUUAGCCCCGUCCUAGCCUUCGGCUUCCUUGGACCCAAGCCCCAGCUUGCAGAAGUCUGUGCUUUCUUCAAGCACCAGAUCGUGCAGUACCUGCGGGACAUGUUCGACCUGGACAACGUGCGCUACACGUCUGUGCCGGCGCUGGCAGAUGACGUCCUGCAGCUGUCCCGGCGCCGCAGCGAAAUCCUGCUGGGCUACUUGGGGGUGCCCGUGGCCAGCAGCGUGGGCCUCAACGGGGCAGUGCCGCGGGAGAACGGGCCCCUGGGGGAGCUGCAGUAGUGGCGGGGGCAGGCCUGCAGUGGGGGGGGGGGGCGCCUGGGCCUUGUCCGUGAGGGCGAGCGCAGAGAGAAGGCUGUUUCCUCCCCUCCUCUGGGUUGGCAUGGAAGGGCCUGGAGAUCCAUGGCCAUCAGCAGCAGCAGAGCCUGGGCCUUGGUGGCCAAGGGUGAUUGCCCCGACCUGGUCCCUCGUCCUCAUUUGGGAAUCCCCACCAACUGCCUUGCAGAGGGUUGGAGCCCCUGGGAGCCCACCUGACUGCACUCAGCUAUCCCUGGGGGAAGCGGCGGCUGGACCAGUGAUCUGUGGCGCCCGAGGGAGAGGAAGGUGGUGGGAGAGAGGGAGUGGCAUUGCGAGGACAGGUGGGACAUGCAGAGCUGGGAUGGCCUUGGUGUGGGACCCCAAAACCUCCCCUGACCCCAGGGCUGCUGAUGGAAGGAGGCUGUGGAAGAUGGGGCGGCAGGGCUCUGUGGCAAAGGCCACAAUGUCCUAGACAGAAGGAACCUGGGCUAGACGGCUGCGCAGUCCCGCCGGCUGCCGCCCUACAGUGUUGACAGCUUCAGAAAGGGAGGGUGGGGCCACAGAGUGCCAGGGGAACCCCUUGGGGGAUGGCAUGCCUAGACCAUCCGAGGGUGGGACAGGGCAGCUCAACUUUCCUUGUGCUCAAGUCUGGGCAGGGACUGGGCCCUUGGCAAACCUAAGCAUGAAACCAGAAUGCUGUCCUCUGAUAUGCCCUUGUCCUGCCAAAGAGUUAUUUCUCUUUCCCCUUUGCCACCACCACAGAGGGACAGGGGAGGGGCGGGUGGUGCUAGGGCGGGCUGGAGGCUCCGACCAGGGCUUAUCUCAGGCCUGUCGCCUGUGCUGCCAUUGGUGGCAGGGGCCCAGGGACCAUGUCAGGGAGGUCAGAGGACACACAGGGCUGGACCGAAUCCCCGGCCCUCAUUAAGCCAGGCGCUUUGCCUUUGGCUCGACACAUAAAUGCUCUAGCUGGGCAGUGGCUGGUCCUACAGCCAUCCCCACGUUGUCCCCACAUUGUCCCCACAUCUGCGGGGUGCUGUCAGCCCUGCAGACUUAUCUCACAGUGUUUUCACCGGAGGUGGGAUGUUUUAUUUAUUGCCUUAACACUUUAUUUUGAGGUCUGCCCCUUUUAGGCCGAGAAGCCUCCCAGAGACACAGAGGCCUCCUUGGUCUCUGUACUCCGGAGGCUGGUUCCCCAAACCAGGGCCCCUAGCCCCUGAAUGGCAGAGGGGUCCUGGCAGGGAGACAGAGGAGAAAUAGAGGGGUGGUGUGGGCCCAGCCCAUCAGCUCUGAGCCCACUGCUCUGCACACUCCCUCCUGCUCCCCAGGCUGGGGGAUCCUGUGUCGAGCCAGGGCUCCCACUCUCCAAGGUUGGUGCCCAGGAAGGAGCAGCCUCCUGGGUGGGGAGGCCUGGGGUGGCCCUCCUCCUCUCCAGUCCCGCAUUCCAUUCAUUUGCACUUAACCCAGCGCUAUGAGUGUCAUCUUGGGCCGGGGCCUGGCCUCUCCGAUUUGCUCCCGAAUCACUCAGAGCGGCACCUUCGGCAUCUUCGUUUUGUCUUUGUUUACGCGUCCAUGCACUGCCUCGGGCCCUGGAUUUGUUGCAGCUUCCAACUUUCUUAUGGUAGAGUGUGUGUGCAUCGACUUCCAAAUAAAUGAUUUAAACAGUGACCUUCC
Messenger RNA from Enhydra lutris kenyoni (northern sea otter), 3643 nucleotides. Its product is annotated as mitoguardin 2. Gene Ontology annotation, biological process: mitochondrial fusion. The record is from RefSeq and is a predicted model, not a curated record. Lineage: Eukaryota; Metazoa; Chordata; Mammalia; Carnivora; Mustelidae. The coding region runs from base 176 to 1957 and encodes 593 amino acids. The transcript is spliced from 16 exons.